AUGAAAAAUAAAAGACAAGCACAACAUAUUUCUGAUGAAUCUGGACUUACUUACUUUGAGGUAUUCUAAAAGGCCAUUUCAAAAUUCGAAGUUGAUAACUAAAAAUAAAAUCACAAGCAAGAUAGUGAUCGAAUAACAAUAUAUGAGGAUUUGAAAUUGAUCUUAGAAUUAUCUAAAAUCAGUUAAAUUGAACCACAGCAUUUUGAAAAAAUAUCAGUACUGCUUAAAAGAUCUAAAACAGUCUUAAUGAAGAGAUAUCGAGAGUACUUAAAGAAUAUAAAUCAAGAUGACUUACAAACAAUAUUUUCGUUUCUGUAACAAAACGGGGCUUAUGGAUAUCUCAUUUUUAAUUUGGAAAACGGAUCGUACAGAUUAUAAGACAUUGAGCCAAUAAAAUAAUAGGAUUCUCCAAAUAAGACCCCAAUUCAAACACCAAUAAAAAAAAUAUAUCAGUAAACUGCACAAGCAUCUGCAAUCGAUCAUGCACAAUAAUAACAAAAGAUAGAGCCAGAAUCCUUAAAAAAAAUAAAACCAAAUAAUUUUUUUUAAUUGUCUGCAAAUUCAAAAUAUGACGUUUCUCAUAAAAAAACCAACCCUUUUAAGUAAGAAUAAGUUGUCUUAGAUGCAGAGUAGAAACAUGAAUAAGAGGAACUUAAAUUUACAUUGAAAAUACUAUCUGAAAGUUUAAAGAUAUCAUAUUAAGAAUUAUGUCAAAGGAUGUAUCAGUGUUCUGGAGAUUUGAAUACACUCUUGGAUGUAUACUUAAAUCGUUAAGAAAAUUUGCUUUGGACAAAGGAAGCAGAUGAAGCCUUAAAUGCUUACUUUAUCGAGGAAAACUAAUUUGAAAAACAAAAAUUAAGAGCAAUCCUACAUGGAGAAGAGUAGAUAUAAAAGAGAAAGGAAUGGUUAUAUGGAAAAUGA
Messenger RNA from Paramecium tetraurelia, 921 nucleotides. RefSeq lists its product as uncharacterized. The transcript has 3 exons. NCBI's taxonomy places the organism in Eukaryota, Ciliophora, Oligohymenophorea, Peniculida, Parameciidae. The record is from RefSeq and is a predicted model, not a curated record.